Messenger RNA from Puccinia graminis f. sp. tritici CRL 75-36-700-3, 864 nucleotides. RefSeq lists its product as uncharacterized. Bases 208 to 681 code for a protein of 157 amino acids. The record is from RefSeq and is a predicted model, not a curated record. The transcript is spliced from 4 exons. NCBI's taxonomy places the organism in Eukaryota, Fungi, Basidiomycota, Pucciniomycetes, Pucciniales, Pucciniaceae.
GUCACCGCGCCCUCCUUCCCUCUCAGUCAACUCAGUCCUCCUCAGUCACACUUUUGCGAUAACUUUUCUCAGUACUUCUGUCAUUUAUCCCCUCUUUAACUGUUACUUCGACCACAAUCGUUUCCUUACGCCAUUCAACCACCCGACAAGCUCAUUCAAGACAAAAGCCAUCUUAUCAACUGGUGAAGCAACAAGAAAUCCGACAGAAUGAACAUGCCAUAUUUCAACUUGAUAGGCUGUUUCAGCCUGCUUUCAAUUAUCCAAAUUGGAUUGGUAGCAGGUCAAUCGUACCUUGACCAGAGUACCCCAUUAUAUGUUACGAGUCCGGCAUGCGCAAGUUAUAAAUGCGAGGUGGUGCGACAACCUGGUGACGCGCUUCACAUCAAUUGGUUAAACGCACCGUUUGGCGAUGUUAAGUUAGUAUUGGCGAGUGAGACCAAUGGGAAGUCGUAUACAAUCGCCGAAAGGAUCGCAGGAACCCAACGCGACUGCUAUCAUGGAGACACUGGACACCGACCAUGCGGCCAAUAUACCAAGAUUGUUCCAGCCAAUUGGACUUCAGGGAAAUACUCAGUUCAGGUCAUAUCUCUAUCCAAUCCUGAUAAAAUCGGAUAUACAGACAUAGUCACAAUCACCAAGUCGCGUCACAUGGCUAGAAACCGGACAAGUCUGAUUUUGUAAUUUCCCCAUCGUCAGACUUCUGACUUCUUGUCAGACAUCGCUCUAAUGUUUAAGUACAAUUAACUUUGUGAAGUAUGCGUCUUCUAUGGACUCCUUUUCCGUUAAUUUUAAUCCCAGACCAUUGUGUCCCCGAAUUUUUGCUCACAAUUACAAGAGCUCGGGGAAAAAUAACAGCUGGAACAA